Chaetomium fimeti is the source of this 2985-nucleotide messenger RNA. RefSeq names its product neutral trehalase. The coding region runs from base 300 to 2558 and encodes 752 amino acids. The record is from RefSeq and is a predicted model, not a curated record. NCBI's taxonomy places the organism in Eukaryota, Fungi, Ascomycota, Sordariomycetes, Sordariales, Chaetomiaceae. The transcript is spliced from 5 exons. Gene Ontology annotation, molecular function: calcium ion binding; alpha,alpha-trehalase activity. Gene Ontology annotation, cellular component: cytoplasm. Gene Ontology annotation, biological process: trehalose catabolic process.
GCACCUUGCGGACCCUGUCUCGAGCCUGUGCUCCCCCAAUUCCCAACUUGGCCGACUCGGAUGCAACACAGUCCACCGAUUGUGAGACAAGUUCUCCCAGCAACGCCGCAGACCCCUUCUGCAGUCUUGUCCUUUCCUUUUCUCUUCCGACCAACACGCACAAUACCGUGGAAACCCAAUUCGAUUCAGCGGAUAGCGAGCUAAAUCCCCGACGAGUAAAGCAGACACGAGCAGAGACCGAGCAGCUCUUCGUCUGCUCACCGACCACACUACCCAUCGCCCCGCCGAGCUUUUUCACCAUGCCCAUUAACCCGGAAACCCAAAUGGGGGGUCCGGCACCUCCUGCCCCCGGUGUCCCCACGAAGCGCGGGUCAUCCGACGAGCUGCUGAAUGUAUACGACGACGCGAAAACCUACUAUACCGCCGAAGACCGCCACAGGAACAACCGUGCCGGUCCUCGGACGCGCACUUACUCCCAGAAUGGCUUGCUGAAGCAGAUGGAGCGGUUGGUUCUGGCCGACCCGCACAGGCGAGGGAGUCACGAUGAGACCACGAUUCCCCAUUCUCGCCGCUUCCUGAUCCAGGUCGAGCCGACACUCGAGAGUCUACAAAAACAGGAGGACACGGAUAUGAAUAUGCAAAUCACCAUUGAAGACGCCGGGCCCAAGGUCCUCAGCCUCCGCACGGCAGCCUCCAAUGGCUACAACCGCUUCGACAUCCGAGGCACCUACAUGCUCUCCAACCUGCUACAAGAACUCUCGCUGGCUAAAGAGUAUGGUCGGAAGCAGAUCAUCCUGGACGAGGCGAGACUCAACGAGAACCCCGUCAACCGGCUAUCGCGUUUGAUUCGGGACCACUUCUGGGAGGGGUUAACUCGGCGCAUCGACGCUUCGAGCAUUGAGAUUGCAGCACGGGAUCCCAAGGACUGGACCGACGAUCCUCGGCCACGCAUCUACGUCCCGAGAGGCGCCCCGGAACAAUACGAGUACUACACAAAGCUGGCAAAAGAGAAGCCCGAUAUCCGGCUGGACGUGCAGCUGCUCCCGGAGAAGAUCACCCCCGAGCUUGUCCGAGAUAUGAAUUCGAAGCCCGGCCUGCUAGCUGUGGACAUGGAGGAGGUGACGGACCCCGAGACGGGGGAGAAGAAUUUGAGGGGCCGGCCGUUUGUCGUUCCCGGAGGGCGGUUCAACGAGUUGUACGGCUGGGAUAGCUACAUGGAAUCCCUCGGGUUGCUAGUCCACGACAGGGUCGACCUCGCCAAGUCCAUGGUGCUCAACUUCUGUUUCUGCAUCAGGCACUACGGCAAGAUUCUCAACGCGACACGGUCGUACUACCUCUCUAGGUCACAGCCCCCCUUCUUGACAGACAUGGCCCUCCGAGUCUACGACAAGAUUAAGCAUGAGCCUGACGCGGCCGAAUUCCUGCGGACUGCCAUCCUGGCGGCCAUCAAAGAGUACCACAGCGUCUGGGUGGCCGAACCUAGGUUAGACCCGGUUACCGGCCUCUCGCGGUACCGGCCUGAAGGCCUCGGUGUCCCACCCGAGACGGAGGCUGACCACUUCGUCCACAUCCUGGAGCCGUACAUCCAGAAGCACGGCGUCACCUUCAACGAGUUUGUCGAAGCGUACAACACGGGCAAAAUCAAGGAGCCCGAGCUGGACGACUACUUCAUGCACGACCGGGCGGUGCGUGAGUCGGGCCAUGACACCUCGUACCGCCUCGAGGGCGUGUGUGCCGACCUUGCCACCAUCGACCUCAACUCGCUCCUCUUUAAGUACGAGACGGAUAUCGCGCGCACAAUCCGUAACGUCUUUGGGGACAAGCUGGUCAUCCCAGCCGAGUACUGCGUCGGCGACAUGGUGCCCGGUCACGUCGAGACGUCGGCCAUCUGGGACCGCCGCGCCAAGCGCCGCAAGCUCGCCAUCGACAAGUACCUCUGGAGCGAGGAAUCUGGCAUGUACUUUGACUACGACACCGCCAAGCGCCAACAGUGCGACUACGAGAGUGCUACGACCUUCUGGGCCCUUUGGGCGGGGGUUAGCAGUCCCAAGCAGGCUGCCGCCAUGGUGACCAAAGCGCUGCCGAAGUUCGAGGCCGUUGGCGGCCUGCUGUCUGGCACCCAAAAGAGCCGCGGCGAGAUUGGGCUCGAGAGGCCAAACCGACAGUGGGAUUACCCCUACGGCUGGGCGCCGCAGCAGAUGCUCGCGUGGACGGGGCUGUACCGGUACAGCUUCACCGAGGAGGCGGAGCGACUCGCCUACAAGUGGCUCUUCAUGAUUACUAAGGCCUUUGUCGACUUCAAUGGCGUCGUGGUCGAAAAGUACGACGUCACGCGGCCCAUCGACCCCCAUCGUGUCGAUGCCGAGUAUGGGAACCAGGGUCUGGAUUUCAAGGGCGUCGCUAAGGAGGGAUUCGGCUGGGUCAAUGCCAGCUACAUCUACGGCCUGCAGAUCGUCAACGCCCAUAUGCGCCGGGCGCUGGGCACGCUGACCCCUUUCGAGACGUUUGUCAAGGCGGUUGAAGAGAACCGGGCCAAAGCACUUGCUGAGCUGGUUUGAGCGCCUUGGUUCGUCGACAUUGGGAAUGGGAAUGGAUUCCUUUGCACCCACGGCAUCAUUAGGCGUUUUGGGGAGAUUUUCUUGCUCUCUAUCUGCUCUCUCUGCCUCUUAGUGUGGAGGACCAGAGAUAGAGUCUUGUCUAAGUAGCCUAGAUUGUUGCAUAUUACCUGAGAUGGCUGCACGAGGGGAAGAGGGGGAGGGGGGAGGUCACCAAGGCCCGAGUAAGGAGAGAAAUCUGAAAAGGACAUUGCCAUGCUUGGAGGUGAAGGCAACGCCUCGGCAAGGUCACAGCAUUUCAUCGGUCCCUGUUAGUUAUGGUUUAAUAAUGUUAUGCAGGCAUCCAACAUAUAGCUAUUUAGGCAUGCAGUUAGCCCAAGUCACACUCCAGAACACACACGUAACCUAGCACACUGGCAGUAAGGUAACC